Molecule: messenger RNA, 771 nt
Organism: Aspergillus puulaauensis
Lineage: Eukaryota; Fungi; Ascomycota; Eurotiomycetes; Eurotiales; Aspergillaceae
Exons: 2
Coding region: 1-771 (256 amino acids)
Source: RefSeq, a predicted model, not a curated record
AUGCAUUGGACAACACUCUCCAUCCUCCUCCCCCUCCUCGCAACAACAGCCCACUCCCUCCGCACACACCGCAUCACCACAAAAUUCGGCCCAUCAUGCCCAUCCAAAUCCCAAACCCCAGGUGACCUCGACCUCGACGAGCGAUUCUCCGUCAGCAUGAACAUCCGCCAGGGAGUCUGCCAGGGCGUCCCCGUCCCCAUCCCGCUAGGCUAUCUCAACGAGGUAGACCACGUCUCGUUCGCUCUAGAGAUCGACGAGCGCCAGCGCGGACAUGCCGCAAACUCGAACUCGAACUCGAGCUCAAGCCCGAGCAUCCACCCAAGUGCAUAUAUCCACCCAAGUUCAAGUGCAAACGCAAUCGCGAGCACAACACCAACACCAAGCCCAACCCAAAGUCCAAGCUCAGUCGCAGUAUCAGGGUUCUGGCGCCGCAAGGAGAGCCGCCCCAACAUCGAGAUCUGCACGGUGCGCCUCUUCGAGAAACCGGGGUGCUACGAGCCGGUCCUCAUCAGGAGGGAGUUCGCUGUGGGCUCUGGGACUGGCGGGGAGAGCCAGUGUGUCCAGCGGAGCAGGGAGUAUAUGCCUCUUGCGGAGGUGUUUGUGAGGAUUGAUUGUUCGGAUGGCAGUGGCAGUGGAUAUAGUCAUUCACCUGUGGUUGGGAACGGGACUGCGCAUGCUAAUGCGACGGUUAAGGGCCAUGUCUCGCAUCCUCCCAAUGGUGUUAUGCCUGGGAGGUGGCAGCAGAGGAGGCUGUCGCUUUUGGGUCGUUAA